This is a messenger RNA of Chionomys nivalis (European snow vole), 6046 nucleotides long. It is a transcript of the gene Faah, whose product is annotated as fatty acid amide hydrolase. Gene Ontology annotation, molecular function: fatty acid amide hydrolase activity; amidase activity. NCBI's taxonomy places the organism in Eukaryota, Metazoa, Chordata, Mammalia, Rodentia, Cricetidae. The transcript has 15 exons. The record is from RefSeq and is a predicted model, not a curated record. Gene Ontology annotation, biological process: fatty acid catabolic process. Bases 335 to 2074 code for a protein of 579 amino acids.
GGGCGGAGACGCCACCAGGGGCCUGGUCCAGGAAACCCGGCCGCCCUGGUGCUUCCGAGGGCGCCCACGAGGAGCUCAGCUGCUCCGCCUCCCUUAAAACGCCAGGACGCGGGGGAACGAGCCCAGCAGGCGGCCAGGCUUGACCUUGACCGUUGACUGUGCUAGCUUUGCUCUGGCUGCCCGGCAACGGCGCGCUCCCCGCUCCCCGCGGGCCCGCGGUUGAUCCCGCCCCUCCCUCAGGCGGAAUCGCCGGUGAUCCAGGCCGGGUUUUGCAGCGGAGCUGUUGGGUUGCGCGUGCUGAUUCCUCUCCGGUAGCAGCGGGCUGCGAGAGAUCAUGGUGCUGAGCCAAGUCUGGACCACUCUGUCCGGAGUCUCCGGGGUUGCCCUAGCCUGCUGCUUGUUGUCGGCGGCGGUGGUCCUGCGAUGGACAGGGCGCCGGACGGCCCGGGGAGCGGCGGCCAGGGCGCGGCGGAGGCAGCGAGCCGGCCUGGAGACCAUGGAUAAGGCGGUGCAGCGCUUCCGGCUGCAGAACCCUGACUUGGACUCAGAGGCACUGCUGGCCUUGCCUCUGCCCCAACUAGGACAGAAGUUACACAGCGGAGAGCUGUCCCCAGAGGCUGUGCUCUUCACCUACCUGGGAAAGGCCUGGGAAGUGAACAAAGGGAUCAACUGUGUGACCUCCUAUCUGACUGACUGUGAGACUCAGCUAUCCCAGGCCCCACGACAAGGCCUGCUCUAUGGUAUCCCUGUGAGCCUCAAGGAAUGCUUCAGCUACAAGGGCCAAGACUCCACGCUGGGCUUGAGUCUGAAUGAGGGGGUGCCAUCAGAGGGUGACAGUGUGGUGGUGCAGGUGCUGAAGCUGCAGGGCGCCGUGCCCUUCGUGCACACCAAUGUCCCCCAGUCCAUGUUAAGUUUUGACUGCAGUAACCCGCUCUUUGGCCAGACUCUGAACCCAUGGAAGUCCUCCAAGAGCCCAGGUGGUUCCUCGGGGGGCGAGGGGGCUCUCAUCGGAUCUGGGGGCUCCCCUCUGGGCUUAGGCACGGAUAUUGGAGGCAGCAUCCGUUUCCCUUCUUCCUUCUGUGGCAUCUGUGGCCUCAAGCCUACCGGGAACCGCCUCAGCAAGAGUGGCCUGAAGGGCUGUGUCUAUGGACAGACAGCAGUGCAGCUUUCUGUUGGCCCCAUGGCCCGGGAUGUGGAGAGCCUGGCAUUGUGCCUGAGAGCCCUACUGUGUGAGGACCUGUUCCGCUUGGACCCCACCGUUCCCCCCUUGCCCUUCAGAGAGGAGAUCUACAGAAGCUCUAGACCCCUGCGGGUGGGCUACUAUGAAACUGACAACUAUACCAUGCCUAGCCCAGCCAUGAGGAGGGCCGUGCUGGAGACCAAGCAGAGUCUGGAGGCUGCUGGCCACACGCUGGUUCCCUUCUUGCCAAACAACAUACCCUACGCUCUGGAGGUCCUGUCCGCAGGUGGGCUGUUCAGUGACGGUGGCCAUACUUUCCUCCAGAACUUCAAAGGCGACUUUGUAGAUCCCUGCUUGGGGGACCUGAUCCUAAUUCUGAAGAUACCCGGGUGGUUGAAAACACUGCUGAGCUUCCUGCUGAAGCCUCUGUUUCCUCGACUGGCAACCUUUCUCAACAGCAUGCAGCCUCGGUCGGCUGGACAGCUGUGGGAACUGCAGCAUGAGAUUGAGAUGUACCGGAAUUCUGUGAUUGCCCAGUGGAAAGCUAUGAACUUGGAUGUGCUGCUGACCCCCAUGCUGGGCCCUGCUUUGGAUUUGAACGCAUCAGGCAGAGCCACAGGGGCUAUCAGCUAUACCAUGCUCUACAACUGCCUAGACUUCCCUGCGGGGGUGGUGCCUGUCACCACUGUGACCGCUGAGGACGAUGCCCAGAUGGAACACUACAGAGGCUACUUUGGGGAUAUCUGGGACAUUACACUGAAGAAGGCCAUGAAGAAGAGUGUAGGCCUGCCAGUGGCCGUGCAGUGUGUGGCCCUGCCCUGGCAGGAAGAGUUGUGCCUGCGCUUCAUGAGGGAGGUGGAGCAGCUGAUGGCCCCUGAAAAGCAGCCGUCCUGAGGGUCAUCACCUGCCCUGCUCUGGAGGACCUGAGCCUACGAACUCUGUAGCCCUGUCUAGUCAGGGUACUACCACCUGUGAGGAAAUGCCGAGCCCAGGGAAGAGGCAUCCACCUGCCCUCCCCUGAACCCCUGCAGAAGCACAGAAACCCCCACCCCCACCCCCAACCAAGUUGGACCUUGCUCCCUUCUCUGAUCCUCUUUCCAUCCUGAUCCCCUACUUCAUGUGGCAGCCAGCAGGAAUGACCUGAGCCAAGGGUCACCAACAGUGAAGAAGGAAUGCAUUAUGUAUUUUCUGGGUGUUUCUGUUAGGGUUCUGGGAACCAGAGUCUGCUGAGAGGGCUGGCCUGAACCUCUAGAGCCAGCUGCAGUCUUGUCAUUCUCCUGCUUCCAAACCUCCCCGAUGUCACCACCCACAAGAUGGACAAACGGUCAUGUUCUCGACACUUGAUUCUGUCUCUUCCUUUUUUGUUGGGAUUCGGUCCAGCUUUGAUGGCCACUGCCCCUGGUCUUCCUCUGCUCCCUCCAUCUCUGCCGACAUGCCACCUUUUUUUUGCCUCUCCUCUUAGUACUUUGAAGCCCAGCAGACAUGUACCCCUUUUUGUCCCAGCAAACCUUCUGUCGUUCCUCUGGGCCCCAGAGGGUGUGGGAUCUUUAUUCCCAGUCUGUCCUGUAGGUGGAGUGGACAUCGGUGGGGGGUUGUCUUCCCUGAGGAUACUAUAGCUCUUCUCAGUGUCUCCUAUUACAAACAGCACAGGGCACCAGAGAAAGCAGCUGGGUUGGGCUGCAGGGAGCCAGGUGGGCACACCUGGCCCCGAGCUGGCAUUGUUGGGAAGAAGAGCCACCUGCCUGGGAGGAAUAAAACAAGGCACUCUGUCGGAGUUGUUACCACUGCUGACCAAGGCCUAGAAGGAAGUCUUCCUGGAGAAGGAGGAGGUGUACUGAGCCUAGAAAGUUCUCAGAGGCUGAGUUAAGAAAUGAGAACAUGGGGGCUGGAGAGAUGGCUCAGUGGUUAAGAGCACUGGCUGUUCUUCCAGAGGACCCCGGUUCAAUUUCCAAAGCACACUUACUCUCCCUCCCAGUAUCUCCAUGAUGUCUCUUUUCUUUCUUCCCCUGUCUCUAAAUUCCUCUUCCUCCUUUUUACUCUCCCUGCCCAGAAGUCCCACCUAUACCUUCUUCCUCACUAUUGACUGUUCAGCUUUUUUUAAAAUAUUUAUUUAUUUAUUUAUUAUGUAUACAAUAUUCUGUCUGUGUGUAUGCCUGCAGGCCAGAAGAGGGCACCAGACCUCAUUAGAGAUGGUUGUGAGCCACCAUGUGGUUGCUGGGAAUUGAACUCAGGACCUUUGGAAGAGCAGGCAAUGCUUUUAACCACUGAGCCAUCUCUCCAGCCCGACUGUUCAGCUUUUUAUUAGACCAAUCAGGUGCCUUAGGCAGGCAAGGUGAAACAGCAACACGUCUUCACAUACAAAUGGGACAUCUUUUAGGGUCAUCUGUGACAUUUCCCUUCUGCAAACCAUCUUCUGUUGUGCAUCCACAUGAUGCAAUUUCUUUUAUUGUUUAUUAUAAAACUCAGGGACAAAUAUAAUAGCCUGAGACAGUCACCACGGCCACAACACACCUGCCACUGUUUGCCUCAUGGCUCCAAAAGGGCUGCACAGCCUCUUCUCCGGGGGCCACCUCUCAAACCAAAUGCUCUAUCCAAUUAAACAACAGACCACAGCUUAAACAAAAUUCCCAUAACAUCCACAAAUCUGAACACCGGACCAAGGAAGGGAGGGGCAUGUCACUCUGGAUACCUGCCAGGGAACCCCUGUAGAGAUAGCCAUGUAGUCAAGCCAUGAGCGUCCCAGCCAGAUCCAUCUCCAGUCUGUGUUUUGUUAGCUUGCCAGUCUUGGCCAGGCUUCUGAAGUCUCCUACACAUAGGUUGUACUGGUGACCUAGGAUACCUUAAGUGAGUAAGACCACUUUUGGUCAGAGCUUUGUAAGGUUUAUCCUUGUAUGCACAGCCCCCGCCAUGGUGCCUGGCACUCAGUGAAUGGUCAGAGAAGGCUUGUUGGAGGAAUGACACACUUGUUAUGAGGAAACCUAUUUAGGCACCUCUUGGUUACUUCUCAUUCAUAAUAGGGAAUUUUCCAGUUUGUCCUUGACCUUCUACCUUUGUCUCACGUACUUUCUUCACUUUGAUUCAUGACUACAAGGACAAAUAUUUCCUUGUCCAUGUUCAACCUAGAGCUUUCUUUUUGUCUAGAGAGCUGCAUGUAUGAACUUCCCCACCCCUCAGCCCCUGCACUCCUUCCGUUCAUACCAUAAACAAUUGGGUUCCUCCCACAGUGUGCUCAGGGUGAUCAAACAGAAGCAGCCCCUGCUCGAAUGGUGUUUUCAUGCUACCAGAAACUGUGUGACUACUUCUCCUGACUUCUGGUGUUGAGGGUAGUCACCAUUCCCUUGGUCAUAGUGACCAGUGGCUUCACUGACUAGCCUAUGGGUGGCCAUGCCUCUCCCCGAAACAGACUGUAUUGAAGCAUCAAGAACAGUAGGGUUCCUAACACAAGUCCCCUCUGUCCUGCUUCCGACUCUCAUAGCCUUCCCUGCUUCUCUCUCCCCAUCCUCACCAAUGGGAAACCUAGCAGAUACAGAGACUGGAUUCCCAGGAUCCUAGCUGCCUGCCUCAGUCCUCACUUUCUUGGGUCAUCUCCCCUAGGGAGUUGUGGAAUAGACUUGAGGAAUAUGUCCCUCUUCUAGGUGAUCCUGUCUUCCAUCUCCACUGAGACAAGAACCUAGUCAAGCUGGGCGGUGGUGGCGCACACCUUUAAUCCCAGCACUCGGGAGGCAGAGGCAGGCGGAUCUCUGGGAGUUCGAGGCCAGCCUGGUCUACAAGAGCUAGUUCCUGGACAGGCACCAAAGCUACAGAGAAACCCUGUCUCCAAAAACAAAAACAACAACAAAAAAGAACCUAGUCAACAAAUCUGACUGUUUCCACCCCGCUCCAUUCUGAAAAUGUUUGCUGAGCACCCGGUAGAAACCUCAAAGCCUUCAGACAGCCAUUGCGUCUGUCUGGUUGGGAUUGGCAGAUGAAGUCCUUGGGCGCUGGGUGUAUCACAGACCCUCAGAGGGUGGUGGAGAGAAGCGUAGGGAAAGAAGCAUAGAGGCAUAGCCUUGGGUCUGCUGUGUGGCCUGGAGCAUGUGACAGCCCCUCUCUGGGCUUUGGGUUCCCCGGUUUGGAGUUCCUGAUUUUGGUAGCACACUCCCUCUGGAAGCCUGAGAUGUAGAGACUGGCGAUGGUGUCGGAGGUGUGGGGUCCUGUGUGCUGAAGAUCCAAGUGUCCUCUGCUGUCCCCUGCUUGGUGAUUGAUGGUCCCAAUGGGCAGCUUCUCUGUCUGAGCUGCUGCAGUUGCUGAGAAUGUGUAUUAAUAUUAAUUGGGACUAAUUAGUUGGAUAAAUCAAUCCACCCCCAGAGAGCAGCAAUCCCUCCCCGACUGAUGAGGAGGAAGUCUGGGCUAAUGGGGUCGUUGUGGCAAAUCUGCAUGAUGGAGAGGAUUCCUGGGCUGCCGAGGCCCCAUCUGUGGGCGGUGGUGGCCUAGGAACCAUGACUGUGAAUGCCGUCUGCGCCUUCUGCUGGAGUUUUCUGUGCUGUGGCUGAGUGUGUGUGUGUGUGUACCCAGCCACCUGUGUGCUGUGUAUAAGUUUCCUCCAAUUGAGAUGCUCCCUGCAGAAGGGAGGAAAGGGGCUCAUGAAACUUGGGAGGUGAACGACAUUCACAUCUGGACAAGCUGUGACUUGGAAGAUUCAUGAAGUUCCCUCUCCAGAGUUAUAGGAGAGGGGACUGAGCCGUAGUGCUGCCCAGAGUCCUCUCAGACCAGUAAAGCUUUUGUGAGCCGUCACACGUAUUGGAGUGGGCUGCUUGGGGAUGCAGCUGCCUUUGAGUCAUCCUUACUUCUUAAGUGACCCUUCACCUACACUCCUGUAGUAACCCC